CGUCAUGCGAACUAGGUCGAAGGAAUGAUCCAUGUCUAACUUUUGGAUUAUUAAAAUACAUAAAUGAGCACUUCUUCGUGAACAUAUUAAUAAAUUAGCUCACAGUAAGCUUCACUGAUGAUGACUAUCGAUUCAAAAAAAUAAGGGACCCAUUAUAACCUCAGCGAAAAGCGAAGAAAACAAACUUGAUAUAUGGCAUAAGUGGCAGAAAUCAUGGCAGAUAAACACGGCCCAAACUAUGAUGUGAGGGAAUUGAAAUUGGGCACAAGCUUCACUAAUAAUAAGGCUUCCCAAUAUCAUACAAUCAAGUAUGACUUCAAACCUGCUUCAGUGGAUGUCAAUAAAAUGGCAACUGUUACAGUCGGUACCAAAAAUGAGGUGACCGUCACAGUGCCUCAUCUCAUGGGUGCAGGUGUCCCACAGACUGUUUUCAAGGGAAACCAGAAACCAUACACAAAAGAAUGCGUGCUCAUAAUAGAUAAGGUCACCGGGGAGAUUACUCUUGAAAAGCUCUCAAACAACAUACAGGUUAAAAAGACGAGACAAGAGAAUACACAGAAGCCGAGGCCGCUAACGCCUGUGACCGCCGACUUCACGAACACGACGCAGAGGUCCACCUCGCGCACUCGCGUCGCGACCAACAAGCGCGUCACGCCUCAUGCCGGACCAGGGGUACCAGCAAACAACCAGGCUCGUUUCAACGGAGCUGGUACUCAGAAACCGCCUGUAAAUAUGGUACGGUCUCCGCAGAGGAUCAAAUCUUCACCCCCCCAAGCGCCGUGGUCAGGUGGCGGAAAUAGCACGUUAGCGUCCCUCCCCAUGAUCGGUCUGGACGAGGCGCCCGCUCCCGCGACUUCUGCCUCUAUGACCUCUGCCCCUGUGACCUCUGCCCCUGCGCCCGCGGCCCCCGCGGCUCCCGCACCCUCACUCAAUGGGUACUCGCGACCCGACCGCCCUCUGCCGGUCGAGCGACCUCCUAACAAUACUCAUCCUCCGCCACAGCAAAUGCAAGUGGAACAAGACGACAGCUCGUCUAGUUCUUCGAGCGACAGCGGCAGUGAUUCGGACAGCGGUAGCGAUUCUGAAGACAACACAGCCGCCAGCCACAACCAGCCGAUCAACCACGCUGUACCCAACGGUAACGUAAGCAACCCGUCGUUCCCGAGCGACGUGCUCAACGAUGAUCUCUGCCUGUCCGAGUCGGGCAGCGACUCCGACUGACGUCACGAGCCGCCUCUCCCCCCGCCCCCCCUGCACGCCGCCCCGCGCUCGAAGGAACAUCGCGACGAACAAACGGCCUCGAGCCCCACCCGAACCUACCUCCGCCGCACCGAAUUCCGUCAAACGCUAAUCAAAUGCCCGAAAUCGAUGAGCUCACACGACACACUAAGACCAGCCUCAGGUUUGUACAGCGACAUUAAUAGAGAUAUCUUUCAUUGCCCCGACCAGCCCAGUUCGAGUUUGGACCCCGAUAAGUGUUCUGGUGUCCACGAAGAUUCGUUUUUUUAUAGGAAUCGUAAAAGCGAAAGCCCGAAAACGAUGAAUUUAAUUUCUGGUAUGCAUAAAGACUUGAAUAUACAUUGUAGUCCUCGUAAAAAAUGUCUUCUAUAUACAAACUCAUUAAGGUUACAGUCUGAUACGUCUAAGGAAUCUAGAAAUAGAUGUUGCCAAUGUCAUAAAAAUGUUAAUAAUCAGUGCGCGAACUCUGCGAAUUCAUAUACAGAAAUAUACAAGAAUUUAUCGUACUUAAACACGGAUGCGUAUAGAAAUUUGAAAAGUCGUUGUCCGAAUUUAUUGAGAUUAAUUCAGUAUACUCAAGAAGACAUGGCGAAUUUAAUAGAUUUGAAUACUACGCAAAGAGACUUUUUAAAAUUGAUCUAUUCUAAAUGCCAUGACCAUUCGAAUGUAAGGAACAAAUGCUUCAAGACUAGAACGUGUCAUAAUUCGCAUUCCGAUUUGCGGAUAUCGAAUUUUCCGAGCUCACAUCACUACGACGCUCAUAAACAUCUGAAAUCUUUGUGCCCUAAUUUAUUGAGGUUGUUGAAAUUGGACAUUAGUGACUUGGACGCCCAGUGUCCGAAUUUAGCAGGCUUGCGUCACAUGACGAGGUCCCUCUUCAAACGAAUCACGUGAUUACCCGUGAACAGUGGCGGGCGAAUGCUCUGACGGCUCUAGAGGCUUAGAAUACUGUGCUAUCGAUAUAGACAAUUAACUUCAAAAAUCUAUGAAUACCUACGCAACGUGUGGCCAUAAUUUUAGGCAUUCCUUUAAAAAAAUAUAGUUUGAAAAAAUUAAAGCCAUAAUAAUUGCCCUUCUUUAAUUUUUAUUGCCAUUUGUUUACAAAUUUUACGAAACUGUCAUUUUCAUUUGACGUUAAUAACGGUAAGUCCCUUUGGCGGCAAAUCUAAAAUAAAUUUAAUCAUCGAAAUUCCAAAAUUUUGUUAACAACCAGUUAAUACCUGUUUGAAAUUAUGUUAAUAUUUUAGAAAAUAUGAUAAUAUUAAAUUGCCCCGAUAAUAUGACAGAUUCGUGUCCUAUUAAAAUUCCACAAGAAUAAGUGUCUUAUUUAAAAAGCAAUAUUAAUGCGCCUUAUUUGACAAAUUCUGUGAAACUUGUUUAUUGAAUCUUGUUCACAAGUCAGAAAAUAUUUAUUGCUAAAAGAAAUUACAUUAUACAAUAACUUUUUGAUUUAAAUUCGUCGCAUUCAGUUAACAAGCAAUCAUUGGAUGCCUCCUGAUGCAUUCAUGCGUUUGCUGUGACAUACAAAUUUCAGGAUUAAUCUAUUAGAGUAGUGUAGUAGAAUGUUUUUUCGAAUGAAUUGCCAUAAUCGACUAAAUCGAUUAGUCCUAGUCCGGUAUGCCACUGUGAUAUUUAAACACAUAGCCGAGAGCGUAUCGCCCCCCACUUUAACCAAGGGUGCCUUGCCGUGAUUACAUAAGGUGUUAAAUUACAAAAUAAAAACCUAAAGUUAAAUCUACUUAUUGUAAUGUAAUGGUAAUCAUUGUACUUGGGCGAAUAUAUGCAACUGAUAAAAUAAUGAUGUUACUUAAACAAAACAAAAGUUAAAUACAUAUUUUUGAAGAUGUAUAUUUUUCUAAAGUGGCGGCAUUUUUAAAUCAUUCUGUUACAGUUCGAUUUUAUUCUCUAAAGCAAGACUUAUGAAGCAAAAACAAUAUUUAUUAGUUCUAUAUAUUUGUCCACUUACUUCUUGAGACUUCAAUUGACAGUGAAUGUGCCUAUAAAUAGAUGAAGAAACAUAAAAUAUUAUUUUAAUGCCGAUAUAUUGCAAAACGUAGUGUAUAAGAACAUAAAGCGAGGUUAGAUUUAUUUAAGUUAGCUGUAACGCGUUUAAGCUGCAAUAUAAAGUGUUUGUACAGAUAAAGGAAAACGGAAUCAUUUAUUUUGAUGAAUUUUUUAUAUUCGUCGUGUUUAGAUUUAUGAAAAGCUUGUAUAAAGAGGAAUAAAUAAUAUGAAAACUGUUUGUAAAUAAGAAUAUAUGAUGAUGGUGAUGAUGAUUUAGAUUAUGAGAAAAUUGUGUGCCUUCUGUAAACAUCUACGGCUGUUUCAAGUUGUUUUGUCUAGUAGCAGUUACCUGCCCAAUUAUUUCAAUAUGCUCUUUUUAUUUUGAAAAUAUAAACGAGAUUAAGCAAG
Molecule: messenger RNA, 3651 nt
Organism: Bombyx mandarina (wild silkworm)
Lineage: Eukaryota; Metazoa; Arthropoda; Insecta; Lepidoptera; Bombycidae
Gene: Eaf
Product: ELL-associated factor
Biological process (GO): transcription elongation by RNA polymerase II
Cellular component (GO): super elongation complex
Molecular function (GO): transcription elongation factor activity
Source: RefSeq, a predicted model, not a curated record